AUGCCUUUCACUGCAAACACAACACAAACAGUAAUACAAAGACUUUUAAAUCACACAAACGUUUGUGAUUUAAAUCGGUUUGUGUCCAUCCAUUGAGUCGAUUAUCGCACCAUUGGAUCAGUUUGUGGUGACGAAUAUGAAGAGACGAAGAGGAGUGCGCCAGAAGUCGGUCGGAGACGAUAGUCUUCGCAGUGAUUACAACCUGCGCUCCAAUUCAUGUAAACGCGUCAAACGCGACCUCAAGAGCGGUGACCACAGCCUCGCCAGCGGUGGUAACCAAUUGAUGAAUAGUCAGAACUGCGAGGACUUGUCGCAGAGGAAUGUGUCGACCAUUAGUCAGACGUCUGUCACCCAUAAGACCACGAAAAUGCCGAACAAGUCAUACAAUUUGCGGCGAAGAGUCACUCGCAGCGGAUCCAGAGGUGGCCGUCACGUGACUGAACCCCUGAGUUUGGUCACCAUUGAUGACUUGCCCGACGACUGUCUGCUCGACAUCUUCGAGCGGUUGGACACCAUUGAGGACAAGUGCGCACUGCAGAGGGUGAAUAAGAGGUUCUACUCUCUGGUGAACCGCUUACUGGUCGCUCAGAAGUCAUUCACCGUUGGAUCCACUUUUGGCCCAAACAAUGAACAAAUGCUGACACAAAGGAUUUGCCGGACAAUUAUCAGCAAAUGUCCAAAUCUGCAGACAUUCAAAAUGCCCGGAUUCUACACCAAGACAUCCAUCAAUUCAUUCGAUGAGCGGAUCGGAGACAAAGAGAUGUAUGUCUUGGGAAAGAAGUGCAAAGAUCUCAAAGAACUAGACAUCUGCGGCUGCGGUAAUGUCACCGAAAAGGGCAUCAACUUUAUUGCCGAAAUCUGUCCAAAGUUGGAGAAGUUGUCCAUUAGUUUCUGCCUUCAAGUGUCCGGCGCUUCGCUCCAGAAGUUGACAAAGAAUUUCAGGACUCUUUCGAUUAACACUAAUGAUAUGACACCC
Oppiella nova is the source of this 976-nucleotide messenger RNA. The record is from the annotation of a GenBank genome assembly. Lineage: Eukaryota; Metazoa; Arthropoda; Arachnida; Sarcoptiformes; Oppiidae.